Molecule: messenger RNA, 168 nt
Organism: Betta splendens (Siamese fighting fish)
Lineage: Eukaryota; Metazoa; Chordata; Actinopteri; Anabantiformes; Osphronemidae
Source: the annotation of a RefSeq genome assembly
GUGCCCCAAUUAAACACUACCCCAUGACUAAUAAUUUUAAUUUUUACAUGAUUUGUAUUCUUGAUUUUUAUUCUGCCCAAAGUCAUAACCUAUAUCUUUCCUAAUGAACCAACCCUAAAAAAUAAAAAAACUUUCAUACCAUGGACUUGAAACUGACCAUGAUACUAA